GUGGGAGAGGAGGCUUGGAUUGCAGUGAAGUCCACGUGUCCUUGUAACUUCACUCUGCAUUACGAAGUGGCUUCGCGAGGCAACAUUGUUCUCUCUGGAUUGCAGCCUAGGAACAUCACCCAGCAGAGGAGCAAAAGAGCCACCUUCCCUUCUGAGAAGGGCAGUGAUGUCACACGCCUCCCAGGAACAGCACCUACCAGCACACCUGCAGCAGAGGUGGAGGUCUGUGUGACAUUCCUCAGGUUCUCCAUAGUUCACUCCAUGGCUCCCCUGGGCCGUCUCCUGGUGUACUACGUGCGAGAGAAUGGAGAGGGGGUCACAGACAGCCUGCAGUUCACUGUGAACUCCUCCUUUGAAAACCAGGUUGCUGUGGUGCUCUCAGCAAACGAGACCAGACCCGGUGAUGUGGUGAACAUCAAGGUCAGAGCUGCAAAAUCAAGCUGUGUCUGCAUUGCCACUGUGGAUAAGAGUGUCUACUUGCUGAAGACAGGUUUUCAGCUGACAGCCAGUCAGGUUUUCCAGGAGCUUGCAGAGUAUGAUGUGUCUGAUGCUUUUGGAGCUCCAAAGGAAGAAGGGCACUUCUGGUGGCCAGGCAUGUCCUCACGUCGCCGCCGCAGAUCUUCUGUCUUCCCCUGGCACUGGGACAUCACCAAGGACGCUCGUUUCGCCUUUACAGAGACUGGUUUGGUGGUAAUGACUGACAUAGUCAGCCUGAACCACAGGCAGAACGGAGGCAUGUACACCGACGAGGCCGUGCCAGCCUUCCAGCCACACACUGGCACCUUGGUGGCUACAAUGCAUUCAAAAAUAGCCCCCAGCAGAGCAGAGAAGAGAAAAAGAACCUUCUUUCCUGAGACAUGGAUUUGGCACUGCCUCAAUGUCAGUAACACCUCAGGAGAAGCACAGCUGCACGUGGAAGUGCCUGACUCCAUCACCACCUGGAUCACUGAGGCCGUGGCUCUGUCUGAGGAGAAGGGAUUGGGCAUUGCCACUCAGACAGAACUGAAGACCUUUAAACCUUUCUUCAUUGAUUUCACCUUGCCAUACCACGUCAUCCGGGGGGAGCAAACCAAAAUCCCACUCACUGUCUACAACUACUUGGCUGUCUGUGUAGAGGUCCAUGUGAAGAUUUCUGUUCCAAAGGGCAUAAAGUUUGUUGGGCAUCCUGGGAAGCACCACCUGACCAGGAAGAAGUGUGUGGCCCCUGGGGAAGCUAAACCCACCUCUGUCGUUCUGUCCUUCAAUGAGCUGGGACUGAGCAACAUCACUGCAAAAGCUUUUGCUUAUGGUGGAACCAAUUGUUGCCAGGAUGGGAUGCAGACCUUAAAGAAUGGGAAGCACUCAGAGGACACUUACCUGGACAAAAGGACUCCAGUGGGAGUGGAUUAUGUUCGAAGCAGUGUGAUAAUCGAGCCAGAGGGACUGUCCAGGGAAUACACCUACAGUGUGUUCUUCUGCCCAAAUGAGAAAAUACACAUUUCCACACCUAACAAAUAUGAGUACCAGUACAUGCAGAAACCUGCCCAGAUGACCCAGUUCGACAUCGCCGUGAAGGCUCACAACGAUGCUCACCUGGCCUUGUCCUCUGGGCCACACGACAUGGCAGAGAUGACAGAGAUUGUUAUUGGGGGACAUCAAAACACUAAAACAUGGAUUUCCAUAAGCAAAAUGGGUGAGCCUGUGGCCAGCAGGGACACACCUGGCAUCCUCUCCUGGGAUGAAUUCCGCAGCUUCUGGAUCAGCUGGAAAAAUGGAAUAAUCCAGGUUGGCCAUGGUACUCGGGUGCUAAAUGAGUCUAUUAUUGUGGAGUGGAGAGUCCCCAAACAGCUUGAGGUGAAGUACAUUGGCUUUUCCACAGGCUGGGGGUCAAUGGGAGAGUUUAAAAUUUGGAGAAAAGAAGAGACUGAUGAAAAUCACAAUGAAGCAUUUACUCUUGGAGUUCCCCACAACAUAAUUCCAGGAUCAGAAAGAGCUACGGCUUCAAUAAUAGGAGAUGUGAUGGGUCCUACUUUGAACAACUUGGACAAUCUGUUGCGAUUACCAUUUGGCUGUGGGGAGCAGAACAUGAUCCACUUUGCUCCUAAUGUUUUUGUUCUGAAAUACCUGCAGAAAACCAAACAGCUCAGUCAUGAGGUGGAGAUUGAAGCUACUGAUUACCUUGUUCAAGGCUACCAGCGCCAACUGACCUACAAGAGACAGGAUGGCUCAUACAGUGCCUUUGGGGAGAGAGAUUCUUCAGGGAGCAUGUGGCUAACAGCUUUUGUCCUCAAGUCUUUUGCUCAGUCUCGUGGAUUCAUUUUCAUUGACCCAAAAGAACUAACAGCUGCCAAGGACUGGAUCAUCCAGCACCAGAAAGAAGAUGGUUCUUUUCCUGCCAUGGGCAGGAUACUAAAUAAGGACAUUCAGGGUGGAAUCCACGGUAAGAUCUCCCUGACAGCUUAUGUGGUUGCAUCUCUUCUGGAAACAGGUGUCACUUCUGAGGAAGAAAGAACAGCUGUUGACAAAGCAAAACACUUCCUGGAGUCCAACCUGUAUUCAGCAGAAGAUCCCUACACCACUGCCCUGACUGCCUAUGCCCUGACCCUGCUGCACAGUCCCUCCGCGGCCGCGACGCUGCGCAAGAUGAACAGCUUGGCCAUCACCCAAGAUGGCUUUACACACUGGAGCCUCACAGGAACUCUUGUUACUGAUGAAGAUACCUUCAUGGGAUUUAAUGAUGGACUCUCUCAGUCAGUUGUUUCUGCAGAAGUGGAAAUGACGUCCUAUGCCCUUUUGACAUACACACUCCUAGGAGAUGUGGCCUCUGCUCUCCCAGUGGUAAAAUGGCUUUCACAGCAAAGGAAUGCACUGGGAGGAUUCUCAUCUACUCAGGACACCUGUGUGGCCCUGCAGGCUCUGGCUGAAUAUGCCAUCCUGUCUUAUGUUGGAGGAGUCAACCUGACCAUUUCCUUGGCUUCUACUAAUCUGGACUACCAGGAGACAUUUGAGCUUAACAAGAUGAAUAAGAAAGUCCUCCAGACUGCAGUGAUCCCCAGUAUUCCGACGGGGCUGUUUGUGAGUGCCAAAGGUGAAGGCUGCUGUCUCAUGCAGAUUGAUGUGACUUACAAUGUUCCUGAUCCUAUUGCCAAACCAGCUUUCCAGCUCCUGGUUAACCUGAAGGAGCCAAAGUCAGAGCAGCAUCUCCAGGCUCCAAAUCCCCUGCGGUCUGGCUCUGCGGACGAGAAUCGCUCCGAAGCCUUGCACAGGGAGAGGGCACUGGGGGAUGAUGAUGAUCCAGCAUCAGACCAGGACCAUCGGGAGUACAAAGUCAUCCUGGAGACGUGCACUAGGUGGCUGCACUCUGGAUCCUCAAACAUGGCAGUCUUGGAAGUGCCAUUGUUCUCGGGAUUUCGGGCAGAUAUCGAGAGCCUGGAGCAGUUAUUGAUGAACAAACAAAUUGGAUUAAAAAGAUAUGAAGUGGAUGGAAGAAAAGUCCUGUUUUAUUUUGAUGAGAUUCCCAGCCAGUGCAUGACCUGUGUGAAGUUCCAAGCUUUCAGAGAGCACAUAGUUGGGAAAACAGCUCCUGUUCCUAUCAAAGUGUACGAUUACUACGAGCCAGCUUUUGAAGCAACUCGUUUCUACAAUGUGAGUGAAAACAGCCCCUUGGCUCGGGAGCUCUGUGAUGGGCCAACCUGCAACGAGGUGGAAAGCUCAGCCAGCCAGUGGGUUGGCUUUGUUCACUCUGGCCCAUGCAACAACAUUUUUGGCUGUUUGGAGGACGAAUACUUCGAGCAGUGCAUGUGCUCACGGGACUGUGGCUAUGAUGGGGAACCUGUGUGUGGCUCAGAUGGACAGAUCUACCCCAACCACUGCCAGAUGGAAGUAGCAUCAUGCAGGAAUAAUACCAGGAUAGAGCAGAUGCCCAUGUCUCAGUGUUCUGCAUCCAAGAACUUGCCAGAGGAAAGGGAGCCACACUCCCACCCAGCUGAGCAGCCCAGUGCUCCACAGACUCCAGCAG
Messenger RNA from Acanthisitta chloris (rifleman), 3997 nucleotides. It is a transcript of the gene CPAMD8, whose product is annotated as C3 and PZP-like, alpha-2-macroglobulin domain containing 8. Lineage: Eukaryota; Metazoa; Chordata; Aves; Passeriformes; Acanthisittidae. The record is from RefSeq and is a predicted model, not a curated record. Gene Ontology annotation, cellular component: extracellular region. Gene Ontology annotation, molecular function: endopeptidase inhibitor activity; protein binding. The annotation marks the transcript as partial. The transcript is spliced from 28 exons.